AUGGCUCCUCAUAGACGUCGAGAAUCCGUGAUCAACAAAACGACCACCCAUGACGGAGACCGGUCAAUCAUCCAAGAUGAGACUUCGCGCACCGAUAAUCUGAAGGACAAGUUUAUCGGUGCCAUCGACCAGGGAACUACGAGCACCAGAUUCAUUGUCUUUGAUGGCACGGGUCUGCCGGUUGCUUCGUAUCAGUCUGAAUUCCGACAGAUUCAUGCUCAUUCAGGAUGGCACGAACAAGAUCCUCGAGAACUCGUGUCGACGGUCGAGAAGUGUAUAGAAGAAACCAUGAAAGCCUUCCUGGCUCUCGGCCACUCCAAAUCCGAUAUCGUAACCAUCGGCAUCACCAAUCAGCGUGAGACCACGGUCGUCUGGGAUUGGGAAACCGGCGAGCCCCUACACAAUGCCAUUGCGUGGCCUGAUACCAGAACAAAGGGGAUGGUACGAGAGUUGAGAUCCAAAGAAGGAGCCGAUGAAUUGGACAAGAUUUGUGGACUUCCGCUAUCUACGUAUCCUUCGUCCGUCACUCUCAUGUGGUUGCUCCGCCAUCGACCGGAUGUCAAAAAGGCCUACGACGAAGGUCGUUUGGCAUUCGGAACAGUCGAUUCGUGGCUCCUAUACAACCUCAACGGAGGCGUCAAGAAUAAAGUAUUUGUCACUGACGUGACCAACGCGUCGCGUACCAUGUUCAUGAACUUGCACGAAUUGAAAUAUGACGACAAGCUGUUGAAUUUUUUUGGACUUGACAAGAAUAAACUGCGGUUACCGAAAAUCGUGCCGUCAGCAGACCCAACUGCAUUCGGCAAGCUUGACGGUGGACCAUUAGCCGGUACGACCAUUACCAGCUGUCUUGGAGAUCAAUCGGCCGCCUUGGUGGGCCAUUGCGCCUUUGAGCCGGGUUAUGCAAAGAAUACAUACGGCACAGGUUGUUUCUUGCUUUAUAACGUUGGAGAAAAGCCAGUUAUCUCGCAACAUGGGCUCUUAGCGACGGUGGCCUUCCAGUUGGGCGCUGACCGAAAACCGGUAUACGCUCUGGAGGGUAGUAUUGCUGUUGCUGGUAGUGGUGUCUCGUUUUUGAUGAACAACAUGGGUUUCUUCCGUGACUCUAAGAAAGUGAGUGAAGUCGCUGCAACUGUGCCAGACAACGGAGGUUGUGUGUUUGUCACAGCUUUCAGUGGUCUUUUUGCCCCAUACUGGAUUGAUGAUGCCAAGGGGACUAUCUUUGGUAUCACGCAGCACACACAACGUGGCCAUAUCGCUCGCGCAACACUAGAAGCUGCAUGUUUCCAGACUAAAGCCAUCUUGGAUGCAAUGGCCAAGGACAGUGGUCAUAAAUUGACCGAUCUGGCCGUGGACGGAGGAAUGAGCAAUUCAGAUAUUUGCAUGCAGUCUCAAGCGGAUAUCAUUCAAAUUCCAGUCGAGCGGCCCUCGAUGCACGAAACGACUGCUCUCGGUGCAGCGAUUGCAGCUGGAUUCGCAAGUGGCAUUUGGUCAACAUACGACGAACUCCGACACAUGAACCGAGCUAACAGAAGCGUCUUMAAGCCAUAUCUUGAUGCCCAAGAGAGUGCGUUGAUGUAUAAACAAUGGACUAAAGCGGUAGAAAUGACUCGCGGCUGGCUGGACGCCAGUGAAAUCGGCAUGGACGAGGAUGACGAGGACGCUGCAGGCGGCGAAGAGCCAUCACACGCAACACAUGAGACUGCCGAGCACGUCGUGCGAGUACUACAAAAAGAAGAAUCCGACAACAGCGCCGACGAUGUCGCCGUUGGUUCGGAGUCGGAUUGA
Molecule: messenger RNA, 1788 nt
Organism: Talaromyces amestolkiae
Lineage: Eukaryota; Fungi; Ascomycota; Eurotiomycetes; Eurotiales; Trichocomaceae
Exons: 4
Coding region: 1-1788 (595 amino acids)
Biological process (GO): glycerol-3-phosphate biosynthetic process; triglyceride metabolic process; glycerol metabolic process
Cellular component (GO): mitochondrion
Molecular function (GO): glycerol kinase activity
Source: RefSeq, a predicted model, not a curated record